GAGCAGCAGCAGGAGGAGGAGGAGGGGCCGACAGAAAGGCAGGCAAGAGGACAAGCGGGUGUUCUACUGCUUUCUGACCGACAUUCAGUCGACUUGAGCGGACAGAGACAAGAGAGGGUGCCCCCCCUCAGCUACCAGCCACCUUUUUGAGGAGAGGGCGAGUAAGCAGGCGGCUUAGCUCACACAUUCGCUGGAGGGAAACGACAGUUUUUAAAUGUCUUCCUGCACUUAAAAUCAAACUAGUGUUAAUUAAUUUCGACAUUUAAAAAAAUGUCCAUAUUACCCUUCACGCCUCCGAUCGUGAAGAGGCUGCUCGGUUGGAAGAAGGGCGAGCAGAACGGCCAGGAGGAGAAAUGGUGCGAAAAGGCAGUGAAAAGUCUGGUGAAGAAGUUGAAGAAGACGGGACAAUUGGAGGAGUUGGAAAAGGCCAUCACGACACAGAAUGUCAACACGGAAUGUUUAACGAUACCGAGGUCACUAGACGGUCGACUCCAGGUCUCGCACAGAAAAGGUCUCCCUCAUGUCAUCUACUGCCGCUUAUGGCGCUGGCCCGACCUGCAGUCCCACCACGAGCUGAGGGCCGUCGACCACUGUGAAUACGCCUUCCAUACAAAGAAAGAUGAAGUGUGCGUGAACCCUUAUCACUACCAGAGAGUGGAGACGCCAAUUUUGCCCCCUGUCCUAGUUCCAAGACAUACGGAUAUCCCUGCAGAGUUCCCACCGCUGGAUGACUAUAGUCCUUCCAUCCCUGAGAACACCAACUUCCCUGCUGGUAUUGAACCACAGAGUAACUACACACCCGAAACACCUCCACCCGGAUACUUGAGUGAGGAUGGCGAGACAGGCAAUCACCAGCUCAACCACAGCAUGGAUACAGGUUCACCCAGCCUGUCACCCAAUCCUGUGUCGCCCACAAAUAAUAAUCUUGACUUACAACCCGUGACGUACUGCGAGUCUGCCUUCUGGUGUUCCAUCUCGUACUACGAGCUCAACCAGCGUGUUGGAGAAACUUUCCACGCCUCCCAGCCCUCUCUCACAGUCGAUGGCUUCACUGACCCCUCCAACUCGGAACGCUUUUGUCUGGGCCUGCUGUCCAACGUCAAUCGCAAUUCUGCAGUGGAGCUCACGCGUAGACAUAUAGGAAAGGGUGUCAGGUUGUACUACAUUGGCGGAGAAGUGUUUGCUGAGUGUCUCAGUGACAGCGCCAUCUUUGUCCAGAGUCCGAACUGCAACCAGCGCUAUGGAUGGCAUCCUGCUACUGUAUGCAAGAUCCCUCCAGGUUGCAACUUAAAAAUCUUCAACAACCAGGAAUUUGCUGGUCUUCUCACCCAGUCGGUCAACCAGGGCUUUGAGGCGGUUUACCAGCUCACCAGGAUGUGCACCAUUCGCAUGAGUUUUGUCAAAGGAUGGGGAGCUGAGUACAGACGUCAGACAGUGACCAGCACCCCCUGCUGGAUAGAGCUGCAUCUCAACGGUCCUUUACAGUGGCUGGACAAGGUUCUCACACAGAUGGGUUCCCCCAGCAUCCACUGCUCGAGUGUGUCUUAAAGGCAGCCUCCUCCAGGUCACACGCUCAGGCUCUCACUUGAAGUGACAUGACACUACAGCAGUCUUCAGAUCAACCUCACACACUUUGCUUCUGCACGCUAGUGUCUUCAUGUGAAGCCGCAAGGUAUUUGCUGCAGGUUUCACAUACAAUACACCUUCUGUUUCUUCAUAAACACGUUGUUCAUGGUGAGGACUUUGAACUUAGUUCUUACAUUUUCAUUAAUUUCUCAGGAAAUACUUCACCCUAAUACAAAACAUCAAGCUUAUUUGUAAAACGUUUUGGAAAUACAUCCAAAUCCUCUGAAUCUAUCUCCGCUCAUGUAUCAUGUUACACAACCUUUUGGAUUCUAUGAAUGAACUAAACCUUUUACUAGUGUUUAUGUCCCAGUACCACUCUUAGUAAGUCGCUGAAUGUGGGAGUUUAUUGGUCAAAGCAGGGGGGAUAAACAUGAUCAAUGUGAUUAAAUAUAUAUAUACAGUGGAAACAAGGUAUUCAGACUUCUUCAAAAUGUUCACUCUUUGUUUCAUUGCAGCUAUUUGCUAAAAUCCAAAAAGUUCAUUUUAUUUCCCAUAUUUACAGAAAAAAACAGAACUUUUUGCAAAUUUAAAAAAAAGAAAAACUGAAAUAUCACAUGGUCAUAAGUAUUCAGAUGCUUUGCUCAGUAUUGAGUAUUAGCACCCUUUUGAUCUCGUACAGCCAUGAGUCUUCUGGAGAAUGACACAAGUAUUUGGGGAUCCGCUGCCAUUCUUUCUUGCAGACCCUUGGAUGGUGAACGUUGGCAGACAGCCAUAUUCAGGUCUCUGCAGAGAUGCUCAAUUGGGUUUAGGUCAUGGUUCUGGCUGGGCCAGUCAAGAAUGGUCACAGAGUUAUUCCAUAGCCACUCUUUUGUUAUUUUAGCUGUGUGUUUAGGGUCAUUGUCUUGUUGGAAGGUGAACGUUCGGCCCAGUCUGAGGUCCUAAGCACUCUGGAAGAAGUCUUUUUUCUAGGAUAUCUCUGCACUUGGCCGCUUUCAUCUUUCCUUCAAUUGCCCUGUCCCUGCAGCUGAACUACACCCCCAUAGCAUGAUGCUGCCACCACCAUGUUUCACAUUUGGGAUUGUAUUGGGCAGGUGAUGAGCAGUGCCUAGUUUUGUCCACACAUACCGCUUAGAGUUAACACCCAACAUUUAAUCUUGGUCUCAUCAGACCAGAGAAUCUUAUUUCUCAGUCUGGGAGUCCUUCAUGUGUUUUUUUGGCAAACUAUGCAGGCUUUCAUAUGUCUUUCACUGGGGAGAGGCUUCCGUCAGGCCACUCUGCCACUUUCUCCCUACUGCAUCUCUAGUGCUCAGCCAAAGUGAUAUUUGGGCUUUUCUCCCACCAUGGCUCAGUUUGGCUGGACAGCCAGGUCUAGGAAGAGUUUUGGUCGUCCCAAACGUUUUCUAUUUGAGAAUUAUGGAGGCCACUGUCCUCUUGGGAACCUUCAGUGCUGCAGAAAUUAUUUUGUAACCAUGGCUAGAUCUGUGCCUUGCCACAAUUCUGUCUCUGAGCUCCUUGGGCAGUUCCUUCAACCUCAUGAUUCUCAUUUGCUCUGACGUGCACUGAGAGCUGCACGGUCUUAUAUAGACAUGUGUGUGCCUUUCCUAAUCAGUUUAAUUAAACACAGCUGUGCUCAAAUGAAGGAGAAUCAGAAAAAAUGGACACCAUGUGAGUUAAAUAUAGGUGUCACAGCAAAGGGUCUGAAUACAUAUGACCAUCUGAUAUUUCAAUUUUUUUCAAAGUUCUACAUUUCUGUUUUUUUCUGUCAAGAUGGGGUGCUGAGUGUACAUUGACAAACUUGUUUUGAUUUUGGCAAAUGGCUGAAAUGAAACAGAGUGAAGAUUUUAAAGGGGUCUAAAUACUUUCUGUACCCAUUGUAGUUUAAGUACAAGGUACUUAGCCCACAAUGAUUUCAUCAUAUUAAUGAGAGUUAGAUGAUUACUUUCUAAUUGGUGUUUUAAACAGAAGCACGAUUAUUAAUAAUCCUUGUAUGGAAAACUAUUUUGCUCAAUGAAAGAUACAUUUUAUAAGUUAUUUUUGCAUACUGUCCUGCAUAGAAGUAUAUUUUUACGAUUGCCUCAGUAUGGUUGUACAUACAUAACUAUUUAUAGCUUGUGAAUUCUUGUAGUUCUGAUUGAAUCAGAGUGACUCCGCCUGCUUUAUUGUUGUCCCUUCUUUGGUGUUUGGUUAACUGAGGUCUAACACACACUGUAGAAUAAUGGCACAUGCUACUUCUGUUACAUAGCACAUACACUGACUGAUGGGCGCUCCAGCAUUUUUGCUAAAACAACAAACGUCUUAUCUCAUAGCACCAAUCUGCUCCAGGUGGGUGAAUGAUGCACUUCUUGUUUACCGUGUUGAUUGUUGUGCAGCUUCCGUUGUAGUUGUGUGUAAUUUCCUUAGACAUGGUCUUUGCCAUGUUAAUAUUCAUGCACCUCCAGUACAGUCAUAACCUAUUUAAAGCAGUAACAAAGCGCAUUAGUUUUUAGAGCAUUGUAUCUUCUUAUGGUCUUGCUUAAAUGUCCUGUUUCAUGUGCGUUCUUUGUUCACGGGGUCAAAUAUUUGUUCUAAAUGGCUUGUUUUGUUCUGUCUGAUAGUAAAUAAAUGUAAAGAGACAACAUA
Nerophis lumbriciformis (worm pipefish) is the source of this 4185-nucleotide messenger RNA. It is a transcript of the gene smad3b, whose product is annotated as SMAD family member 3b. Gene Ontology annotation, cellular component: heteromeric SMAD protein complex. NCBI's taxonomy places the organism in Eukaryota, Metazoa, Chordata, Actinopteri, Syngnathiformes, Syngnathidae. Gene Ontology annotation, biological process: activin receptor signaling pathway; SMAD protein signal transduction; cell differentiation. Gene Ontology annotation, molecular function: RNA polymerase II cis-regulatory region sequence-specific DNA binding; DNA-binding transcription factor activity, RNA polymerase II-specific; I-SMAD binding. The record is from RefSeq and is a predicted model, not a curated record.